Epithele typhae is the source of this 930-nucleotide messenger RNA. RefSeq lists its product as uncharacterized. The transcript is spliced from 8 exons. NCBI's taxonomy places the organism in Eukaryota, Fungi, Basidiomycota, Agaricomycetes, Polyporales, Epitheliaceae. The coding region runs from base 1 to 930 and encodes 309 amino acids. The record is from RefSeq and is a predicted model, not a curated record.
AUGAUCACGUAUGCCCAGCAGCUGAACUAUGCGAAGGUCUUCGGAGAGAGCCUGUUCUAUGGUGCCGACUGUGUGCUCAUGAUCGCGAUCCUCCACAUACAGCUGUGCGUUCCCUUCCAUCCUUCGGUGAAGGGUUUCGUCCAACGAAGCGUGGACCUGCAGGACAUCCCGGCGGUUGUUGCCAACGCACAGGGCCCUUCUACCAUGACGGGGACCGUCCCCCCACGCGUGCUGCAGUCUGCGGUCGCGGUUUCCCAGAUUAAUACAGCCCUCGGGGAUUUUGUGUUAAUAUGGCGCGUGUGGGUCGUUUGGAGCCGCGACUAUCGGGUGGUCGUUAUCCCGGUACUUCUUUUGAUCGUGGGAUUCGUGGCUGGGAUUCUGUCCGCGAUGGAAUCCACGAACUACGACGCCCUCAGCAAGAUCCUUCCUAUGCCCACCACCGUCCUCGGCGUCGUGAACACAACCCUCUGCACUGCGCUCAUCGCCGGGCGACUAGCCUAUGUCGACCACCUCGUCAAAGGCAUCUUCACCUUUAACGCCGGCCGCGACCGCCCCUACAGGGCCACCAUCCUCAUGGUCGUGGAGUCCGGCGCCGUGCUCACCGCCGCAAACGUCAUCGGCCUCGUUCUGGAACGGCGCGGGCACCCAGGCCUCCACGUCAUGCUCAACAUCCAAACACCGCUCACGUACAUGGUUCCCACUUCCAUCAUCGUCCUCUCCCACUUCCGGCUCGUCCCCGGGGACGCCGCGGACGGGACGUCGACGACCCCGGUCCAAUUCGCGUCCCACAUCAGCAUCAGCCUCGGGGACGCGGCUUCGACCGGGCGGCGUGGCGGGACGGUGUCGGACCCUCGCGCUGCGCUCCACCGCGCGUCGCAGGCCGGGUUGGAGGACGUUGAGAAGCAAGUAGGGUCGUGCGGGGCGGCCUGA